UGCGCCGGUCAAAGGCGGCUGAUGAGGAGAGGAGCCGCCGAGCCCAGCGCGCCCGAGACGAGUACCGACGCCACUCGCUCCGUGCUAUCCAGAAGGGCACGGUCGCCGGCCUCAGCUCCAUGUUCCAGGAGCUCGGCCAGAGCCAUGAGCAGGAGGCAAGACUCUACCACCACCUCCCCGGGCCGGGUCCGCCGCAGCCCCUCGCCCUGCCGGUCAGCAGGACCUGGGAGCGCCCGCUGCGCCCAGUCUCCAGAGAUGUCAUCGUCCGCUGGUUUAAGGAGGAGCAGCUGCCUCGCCGAGCUGGCUUCGAGAGGAACACCAAGUUCAUCGCCCCCUGGUUCCAUGGAGGAAAUUAUCACUGUUUCAGGAGGAGAGUUACUUCAGGAACCCUGCGGACAGAGGGACAGCCCACCAGACUACCAUCUAUUGUUUGAAUAAUAUUUUUUUCCUUAUCAGUUGGAUUCCUUUGGGCAUCCUGUUUUUGAACUGAGCUUAAGAACUUCUCAACUCAAAUUCUAUGGCCUUCUGGAAGAUCCACCACUAUCUAGAGGAAAAAGUAGAUUAAUAUGUCUCAAGGGAUAUGACAUCUAUGGCAUAGGGCUACUGGUCUCAUCCCAGUGAUCAGGAGAGAAAUUGCUAAUAGCUCAUGCAACUCUUCCAUGAAGAGCUUAGCUAUAUGACCUUAGAAGACAAAGCCUGUUUGUUAUGGCCUCCAGAAACUGAGCUUUUACAGUGUGUGGACCAUGUUUUAAUAAUCCACAAUAAUUCCAGUGCCGAACCUUAAAUUUAACAUAUGGUAGACAUUCAGUAAAUGUUUGUUAACGAAUGCACAUCUUCUAAAAGUUUUCCAACACAAAUUAGCAGUGGUUUCUCGUAAAUUAUUUCCUACUUGCUGCUCUAUAAAAUCAUGGCGAUAAUGGAAGAUUAUGAAGGAUUUCUAUGGAGGACAUAAAUGCUGCCUCUUUCAUAAUCUCCAUUAUUACCCUUAUUGAUGUUAUCAUUGGAAUUACCUAAGGCGAGCCCCAGUUUCCAGGGCAGCUGAUUGACACUGUCCUGCCUUCCUUAUUUGACCUCUUCUUUUGUCACUCUCCUCUAUCUUUGAAUCAUAUCUUGGCCCUGGUUUUGCAAUGGUUUUAUGUAAUCCUACAGAUGUCUUCAAGACCUGGGGUGAGUUAUAAAUGCAAGAAUGGUUUUGAGAAAUCUGAUGUGGCUCUGCUCUCUGGGAUAUGGCCCUCUUUAUGCAGGUUACUCCAAUGAUUAGCUCUGUCCUCAUUGUCCUUUUAAUUCCCUUGUCAACUUAAUCUCAGUAUGUUCCUUAUAUUAACAAGAAGACUCACCCAAUAACUCCUCAGUAACUCUCAGUGAUGGUGUCUAUUGGUGCAUACUUGUGUUCCACAGUUAUAGCCAUAUACACAGAGGUAGUAUAUUAUGAAGAGAACAUUACAGUCUUUACAGUCAAGAAAACUUGGGUUCAGAUCCUCACCCUGGAACUUACUAGCAUUAUAAUGCUUGCAGCAUUGUGUUUGGUGAGAGGGAAAGAAUGAAGGGACUCUAGGGAUGUUAGGGAACAAUUUACUUUACUUGAUGGCUGCAUCAAACAUCUCCUAUGCCCCUCUUCUUCUCUUGCCUCACCUGUUCCUUAGAUUCUUGGUCACUUCUCUACCACAAGCCACCAGCACUGUAACCAGUUUUGCAUGGGUUCUGCUCUGCCUCCCUAUGUUGAUCAGUGUUAUGUGAGCAUAAGCCAGUGGUAGCUUGCCACAUGUCCCGUCUCCCGUUGCUGCAGAGGCAUAAGACAGAAGAGAUGGGAAGUGAAUGCCCCAUGUGGUGAAUCUGGGAUGAAUGGGAGUCACAGGCUGGUAGAUCGCUUUUUCCCCGUUCUUCCUCCUGGAUGAACUAUUCUGAGAGGCAUCUGUUUGAAUGGUCUUUUAGAAGACGGUCCUGCAAGAUCGGGCAACCAGUCACGAUGAAACCAAGUGGUGGCUGGAUCAGUAUGACACCCCCCCUGCUCCUGUUUGUUCCUUCUUCUCUGCCUUGCCCUGCUCUCUCCUGUUGCUCUGGGAUUGCACUUCUGAAUGAAGUAGCAGCUUGUAGGCUUUUGCCACUGGCUCUACCUUUUGGGGAAUCCAGGAUAAGAACCCAUCAUAGAGAAGUGUUCAAUAAUAUCAAUUUUGCAACUCAGCUCCGUGGCUUUCCCAGGUCUGCCUGUCUCACUACAUGCAUACAGUGAAAUGAUGGAAGGAACCUCCUUUCUGAACUCUAACGUGCCUUAAUUGAUUAUCAUUAAAAUUAUCAUUAAAAUUGCCUUAUUUCUAUGGACUCAGAGGAAUGAUGUUUUAGUUUUGGCUCUCUGAUGAUUUACCAACUAUGUGACUUUGUCCAAGUCAUUUAACUUCAGUAAACCUCAGUAUGACUGAAAAGAGAAUUUUCUGUGUGGCCGUCACUAGGUGUUUUUGCAGGUCAGUUAAAUGAUAAACAUGAAAGCUCUGUCCAAAUGAAAAAGGUAUUUCUAACAACAACCACAAUAACAACAACAAUUUAGUCCUUAGCCAUGAUGUGUCGGGGGAUAUGAUGUGAUGAUUUUCAAGGUGUUGGAAGAAACUUUUGUUCCAAGAACUAACAGCAGCUUUGAAAGCAGACCAAGAUGGGUUGAGGCCCUGAAUCCCUGGGCUGUUGUUCCUGUCACCCCUAAUUAAUAUGUGAGAGACAACAGCUGGGUUUUCCAUCCCUAACACAUUUAUUUCAUUUUAUUUGGGGCCUGCAAUUUCUGCAUGUCUCAUAUAUUUUAGGUUUUACCUUUUUACCUGGCUUUAAAAUAAAUCCCUUGUAAGUUGUCCUGCAAAUGAAAUUACUGUCUGGAAAACUGCAAUUUCAUCUUGAGAGUUUUAUUAUGCUAAUAAAUGUCAGGAUUCUCAAAU
Messenger RNA from Mandrillus leucophaeus (drill), 2918 nucleotides. RefSeq names its product SH2 domain-containing protein 4B-like. The annotation marks the transcript as partial. NCBI's taxonomy places the organism in Eukaryota, Metazoa, Chordata, Mammalia, Primates, Cercopithecidae. Gene Ontology annotation, cellular component: cytoplasm. The record is from RefSeq and is a predicted model, not a curated record. The transcript is spliced from 3 exons.